Oppiella nova is the source of this 1962-nucleotide messenger RNA. The record is from the annotation of a GenBank genome assembly. NCBI's taxonomy places the organism in Eukaryota, Metazoa, Arthropoda, Arachnida, Sarcoptiformes, Oppiidae.
UCAGUGAUGUCUUCGCCAAAGAAGCCCAAGAAUGAGACCGAAGCCGAGAAACGGGAUAAAGAGAUGGAGUCUCUUAAGAAAGAGGUUGUUAUGGAUGAACACAAAGUGUCUUUGGAUGAGCUCUUCGCCAGAUAUGGUCUGCAGAGCCCAGAGGCCGGACUCACUGAGGCUAAGGCCAAAGAGGUGUUGGCCAGGGAUGGACCCAAUGCUCUUCUCCCACCGCCAAAGACACCGGAAUGGGUGAAGUUCUGCCGACAACUGUUCGGAGGGUUCGCUCUCUUGCUAUGGAUCGGAGCCUUCCUCUGCUUCUUCGCCUAUGGCAUAGAAGUGGUCACAUCUGGUGAACCCAAUCCCGACAAUUUAUACUUAGGAAUAGUGCUCACAGUUGUGGUCAUCAUUUCGGGCGUCUUUGCCUACUAUCAGGAAUCCAAGUCAUCAGCAAUUAUGGAGUCCUUUAAGAAUUUAGUGCCACAGACGGCAACAGUGGUGCGCGACGGACAGGUGGUGACCAUCGGUGUUGAAGGCGUUGUGGUCGGGGAUGUGGUCGAAGUGAAAGGCGGCGACAGAAUACCCGCCGAUAUUCGUGUUAUUAAAGCCCACGGAUGCAAAGUAGACAACUCAUCACUGACGGGUGAAUCUGAGCCCCAGAGCCGCAACACCGUGAAGACGAGUGACAACCCUUUGGAGACCUCCAAUUUGGCCUUCUUCUCGACCAACUGUGUCGAGGGCGCCGCCACUGGGGUUGUGGUCAAUACGGGCGACCGAACUAUUAUGGGUCGUAUCGCUAACCUGACGGCCGGUCUAGAGAUGGGUCAGACACCCAUUGCCCGCGAAAUCGAGCGCUUUAUUAAAAUCAUAACAGCCAUAGCAGUCUUUCUGGGCGUCACCUUCUUUAUCAUAGCCAUUGCAGUGGGCUAUCACUGGUUGGAAGCCGUCGUCUUCCUAAUAGGCAUUAUUGUGGCCAAUGUUCCCGAAGGACUGUUGGUAACUGUGACCGUAUGUCUCACAUUAACGGCCAAACGGAUGGCCAGUAAGAACUGUUUGGUGAAGAACUUGGAGGCCGUGGAGACGUUAGGCUCGACGUCCACCAUAUGUAGCGACAAAACGGGAACUCUGACCCAAAACCGGAUGACAGUCGCGCACAUGUGGUUCGACAACCAUAUCAUUGAGGUGGACACUACUGAGGACCAGACCGGUGUCCAGUACGACAAGAGCUCCUCCGGUUGGAAGUCAUUGAGUCGCGCCUGUUGUCUCUGCAGUCGGUGUGAGUUUAAGGGCGGUCAGGACAACAUCCCUAUCCUUAAACGUGAGUGUGCGGGCGAUGCGUCCGAAUCAGCAAUUUUGAAAUGUAUGGAAAUAGCGAUCGGAAAUGUGACUCAACUCAGGAAACGAAACCCAAAGGUCUGCGAAAUACCAUUCAAUUCGACGAACAAAUAUCAUGUGACUAUCCACGAGACGGAGGACCACAACGACCCGAGCUAUUUGUUAUGUAUGAAGGGCGCCCCGGAACGCAUACUCGACCGCUCGGGCACUAUAUUCAUCAACGGCGAGGAGAAACCUUUGGAUAAGGAUAUGAAGGAUGCCUUUAACGACGCCUAUCUUAAGUUGGGAGGUCUAGGCGAACGGGUAAUCGGUUUGUGUGACUUGAAACUGCCGGCCGAUAAGUAUCCGUCCGGAUUUACCUUCAACUCGGAUGAGCCCAACUUCCCACUGACUAACCUCCGGUUCCUGGGCUUAGUGUCGAUGAUUGAUCCGCCGAGAGCUGCGGUGCCCGACGCUGUGGCCAAAUGCAGGAGCGCCGGCAUUAAAGUGAUUAUGGUUACCGGCGAUCACCCCAUCACUGCUAAGGCUAUAGCCAAAGCCGUCGGCAUUAUAUCAAAAGGCACUGAGACCAUAGAAGACAUCGCUCUGAGAACUAAUACUCCGGUAGAAAAGGUGAACCCGAAGGACGCGAAGGCGGCU